Messenger RNA from Akanthomyces muscarius, 1551 nucleotides. RefSeq lists its product as uncharacterized. The record is from RefSeq and is a predicted model, not a curated record. The coding region runs from base 1 to 1551 and encodes 516 amino acids. Gene Ontology annotation, molecular function: FAD binding. NCBI's taxonomy places the organism in Eukaryota, Fungi, Ascomycota, Sordariomycetes, Hypocreales, Cordycipitaceae. The transcript is spliced from 4 exons.
AUGCGAGUCUCGAAAGCCAUCAUCAUCAUCAUCAUCUCUUCAGCGGCAGCUGCGGCCAAAAGUGCCGAGACUGUAGCUCCAUGUUGUGCAUCGCUUCAAAAUGCCCCAAACUUGGAUGGAAAGAUAUACUUGCCAAAUUCGGCAUCCUACAGGGCGCGCCUCGACUCGUACUGGUCGAUCAACGCCGCACUGCCACCAUGGUGCAUGGUUCUACCAAGCUCAUCAGAGGACGUCUCUGUCGUUAUUAAGACCUUGGCUAAGCACCAAUGCCAUUUUGGAAUCAGAGGAGGAGGGCAUGGCCAGUUUCCACUGGCAAGUAGUGUCGAGUCUGGCGUUACGAUCGAUUUUGGCAACAUGAACUCUACCACAUGGAACCCCGAAACGAAGCUUGCAUCGGUCGAGCCUGGUAGUCACUGGCAGGCUGUGUAUGAGACUCUUGCCCCUUUCGGAAUCGUGGUAGCGGGAGCCCGCGUUGCCGAAGUUGGGGUCGGCGGCUACCUCACCGGAGGAGGUCUCUCAUUCCAUCAAUCAUCUCAUGGGAUGGGUUGUGACAAUGUCACCAACUUUGAGGUUGUCUUGGCCAGUGGAGAAAUCGUCAAUGCCAACGCAAGUUCGAACCCAGAUCUCUGGAAGGCUCUCAAGGGUAGCAGCGGCAAUCUCGGCCUCGUCACCCGUUUUGACAUGUAUAGUAUCGAGUAUGCUGAUCAGACAAAGCCCGUAGUUUGGGGAGGAACUGUUCGUUUUCCGGAGUCAUCCGGGCAUGAGAUCGCCGACGCCAUGAUCGACUUCACAGAUAACAUACACAAGGACGAGAACAGCUCCACCAUUCUGGCCUGGGCGUACGACCCUGAGAGGUCGACUGGCCCCGUCAUCUCCGCCGCCAUCUUCAAUGCAGAGGCAAGAGUAAAGCCAGCUGCAUUCGACGGCUUUUACUCUGUAGAUGGCAUGUCAAGCGACAACACUCGAGUGGCUACUUUGACGGAGCACACGGCAGACCUGGGGUUCGGACUCGACGCCGGCUAUCACGAUGUCUGGUAUACAGGUGCCUUCCAAAGCGACGCCCGACCCGUGAAGUUUGCCGCGGACAGAUUUGCCAAGCUGAUCCAAGAACUCGAACAAGUAGCCCCAUCGCCGGUAUCUGGACUAACGACAAGUUUGUUGUUUCAGCCUCUAUCAAAGUCAAUGACUGACAAGGGCAUUCGAAAUGGUGGCAAUGUGGUCGGACUGGAUCGCUUCACUGCUAAGGCCAACGGUGUUCUGGUGCUUCUCAUAGCAGCUGUCAAGGAUGCCGAGUCAGAGAAGCUGAUCGAACCCAAACUGGCGAAAUUCAUGGAUGAUGUGGACGCCUACUCCGCCGCGCUCAGGCUGAAAUGGGAGUGGAGAUAUCUCAAUUACGCUUCUGGAAUGCAGGACGCCGUGGCCAGCUACGGGACAAAGGUGAUCUCCAAAAUUCGAGCUGUGGCAAACAAAUACGAUCCUCAGGGCGUUUUCCAGAACCUACGAGCGUCGGGAUUUAAAAUUCCCAUGGAUAUCACCAAAGAUGAGCUCUAG